AUGGCAAGAAACGUACCUUUAACAAAUUAUGAAUUUACUAUGGAUGAACCAGUGAAAGACACUGUG
Plasmodium reichenowi is the source of this 66-nucleotide messenger RNA. RefSeq names its product putative membrane protein. The annotation marks the transcript as partial. The transcript is spliced from 2 exons. The record is from RefSeq and is a predicted model, not a curated record. Lineage: Eukaryota; Apicomplexa; Aconoidasida; Haemosporida; Plasmodiidae.